AUGGCGCACUCAAAGCGCAACACCUCCCUCCCACACUUCACAUCCUAUGAAAGAAGCCUCCUGCGCUCAACAUGGGGCACAAAGCGCAGCGUAAUAGGCCGCGACUCCUUCCUCCCCUUCGCAUCCUGCAAACUCUGCCUCCAACCCGCCCGCAAACCCGUCGUAUCCUGCCCCAGCAACGGCGACCUCUUCUGCCGCGAGUGCGCCAUAUCCGACCUCCUCGCGCAAAGGCAAGAAAUGAAGCGCGCCGAGCGCGAGCGCGAAGACGCGCGCAAACGUCUCGCUGAAGAUGACGAGCGCGUAGCGGACGAGGCGCGCGCGAACGAUUUGCGGGAAUUCGAGCUUGUUUCGAUGGGGUUGGGUGGGGGCAAGAACAAGAAACGGAAAGCAAAUGCCGAGGAGGAAGAUGCUAUUGAGAGGUUUAAGGCGAGGGAGGUCGAGGUUGAUGGUGUUCGGCGGAAGGUGUUUGAAUUGGAUGAGGGGGUUAUGGCGCGGGUUGCGCGGGAGGAGAGGGAGAGGUUGAGGGAUGAGUUGAAGAAGGAGAAGGUGAGCCGGGGAACCGUGACCGUGACCUAUGAUUUAAGCUAUAGAUCCGCGCUAACAGUCGCCUUUUCUUCGCAGUCCGAAUCAAGCAAAUCUGCCCUGCCUUCAUUCUGGGUUCCGUCUCUGACGCCGAAUACCGAUGCGGAUGAAAUCGCCGCUAACAAGGCUGUCAAGGCGGCGCCUAUUUGUCCCGGAUCCUCUGAGGCGCAUAGGCAUACUUAUUCGCUAAAGACGCUGGUUGAGGUCAACUUUACUGAGGAAAAGGGCUCUGAUGGGACGGUUUCGCGCGUCUGUCCGAGUUGUAAGAAGAAUCUUAGUAAUGGGUUGAAAGCUAUGCUUACAAAACCAUGCGGUCAUGUCAUCUGCCAACCAUGCGUCACGAAAUUCAUGACUCCGCACGCGGUGCUGGAUCCGCACGCCUCGGAGGAGGAACAGGCUCAACACGGGCUGGUACUGUGUUAUGUUUGUGAGACGGAUCUUACGCCUCGCGAGGAGAAGAAGGAUGCGGACGGGUCCAAGAAGAAGUCUAAGAAGAAGGAUAAGGAUGCUGUUAAGCCUGGCCUUGUUGAGGUUAGCUCUGAGGGGACGGGCUUUGCGGGUGGUGGUGGGAAUGUGGCUACUAAGACUGGUGUUGCGUUUCAAUGUUGA
Molecule: messenger RNA, 1191 nt
Organism: Penicillium manginii
Lineage: Eukaryota; Fungi; Ascomycota; Eurotiomycetes; Eurotiales; Aspergillaceae
Product: putative RING finger domain protein
Exons: 2
Coding region: 1-1191 (396 amino acids)
Cellular component (GO): nucleus
Molecular function (GO): ubiquitin protein ligase activity
Source: RefSeq, a predicted model, not a curated record